Molecule: messenger RNA, 1880 nt
Organism: Aspergillus welwitschiae
Lineage: Eukaryota; Fungi; Ascomycota; Eurotiomycetes; Eurotiales; Aspergillaceae
Product: putative pyruvate dehydrogenase E1 component alpha subunit
Exons: 4
Coding region: 202-1428 (408 amino acids)
Biological process (GO): pyruvate decarboxylation to acetyl-CoA
Cellular component (GO): intracellular membrane-bounded organelle
Molecular function (GO): pyruvate dehydrogenase (acetyl-transferring) activity
Source: RefSeq, a predicted model, not a curated record
ACCAACCAUCCACCUAUCUAAAAUAAUGGACUCCUCCAUUCUUACCAUCAGCAGUGGCAGAACCACUUCUAUCACCUCUAUUACCUCUAUUCAUCAAAAUUCUCUUGUUCAAUUCAACCGCAAUCUCUCCUCUCAGAAAGCGCCGCCGAAGAGCGCACGCCUCACCAACUCCGCCACCACAAGCCCCAAUUCACAGGAACCAUGCUCACGAGAUCCUUAAGACCCAAGGGAACCCUCCGCUGGACACGUCCAGGCCUGCCAUACCGGCGGUGUUUGGCCCAUGUCUCGAACGUCUCGGACCUCCCUACAGAGGAAAACAAGCCUUUUAGCGUACCGAUAGCAGACGACAGUUUCGAAACAUACAAUCUCGACCCUCCCCCCUACAGCCUGGAAACCACCAAAAGCCAACUAAAACAACUUUACUAUGACAUGUCGCUAAUAAGACGCAUGGAACUCGCAGCCGACAAGUUAUACAAGGAACAAAAGAUCCGUGGCUUUUGCCACCUCUCCACAGGCCAAGAGGCUGUCGCGGUGGGGGUAGAACACGGGAUCAGCCCCGAAGACAAGGUUAUCACUGCGUACCGCGCCCACGGAUUCACUUUGAUGCGGGGUGGGAGUGUCAAAUCCAUCAUUGGAGAGUUACUCGGUCGCCGAGAUGGCAUUUGUCAUGGAAAGGGCGGUUCGGUGCAUAUGUUUACAAAGAACUUCUUUGGUGGGAAUGGGAUUGUGGGGUCGAAUGUACCGCUGGGGACGGGGAUUGCGUUCGCGCAGCAGUAUGAUGAUACUAAGAAGGUGACGGUGAACCUUUAUGGAGAUGGCGCUGCGAAUCAGGGUCAGGUACAUGAGGCGUAUAACAUGGCUAAGCUGUGGGAAUUGCCUGUUAUAUUUGGCUGCGAGAAUAAUAAAUACGGAAUGGGCACAUCCGUGGAGCGCGCUUCCGCCAUGACCGAAUACUACAAACGAGGAUACUACAUUCCCGGUCUACGCAUCAACGGAAUGGACGUUCUGGCCGUGAUUGCAGCAAUGAAGUAUGGCAAAGACUACGUGUUGGGCGGAAAUGGACCUUUGCUGUACGAAUUCCAAACAUACCGGUAUGCGGGACACUCGGUAUCUGAUCCGGGGACGGCGUACCGGAGCAGAGACGAGGUGCAGGCUGAGCGGGCGAAUGACCCUAUCACGACUUAUCGAGAAAAGAUGAUUGAAUGGGGCGUGCUCAGCGAGGACGAUGUUAAGACGAUGGAUAAGGAGAUCCGAAGCAAAGUUGACCGUGAAGCUCAGGAAGCGGAGAAGAUGGCGGAACCACCCUUGAAUUCUGAUGUGUUGUUCGAGGAUAUUUAUGUUCGUGGUAGCGAGCCAGCCCAGCGGCGCGGGAGAACCGUUGAUGAGACAUACAUCGGGGUUGAUAAGGUAAAGCCACCGAAACUUUAAUCCCGAGGGGUGUUGCGCUUUCAUAGUGAGCUCAUAGGCAUGUGCCUCGCAUAAGUUAGGUCGGUAUAGUCUAGUCUAAUUGAACGUCAUUAUGAUUAGCAAGGCCUCGGAUAGUAAAUAAAGGGCAUGCAGCACUUAGGGAGUUUGUAGCCAGUAGACCCUAACCGAACGACGCGUAUUCUGCUGUAGACAGGUACCAUAACAGCAUCGUCCAAAUGGCUUCAUUCAAUCCAACCUUGAAAACCCCCGAGUACUGCACUGCAGACUUCUCUCUAAUUCCAGUAUGUGACCACUUGUUUCUAUUUAGCUAAAGGGAGACAGAAAAAUGGCUCGGUCGAUACCAAACUCUAACACCCGUGACCUAGAUCGGCUCUCAAAGCGCAUCCUUCUCGAAGCAGGUUGCGGAUAUCCAGCGUCUGAUGCAGAACUCCGGUCUCAAGUAUCAGAUGCAC